Corythoichthys intestinalis (scribbled pipefish) is the source of this 4013-nucleotide messenger RNA. It is a transcript of the gene zfr2, whose product is annotated as zinc finger RNA binding protein 2. The transcript is spliced from 19 exons. The coding region runs from base 115 to 3144 and encodes 1009 amino acids. NCBI's taxonomy places the organism in Eukaryota, Metazoa, Chordata, Actinopteri, Syngnathiformes, Syngnathidae. Gene Ontology annotation, cellular component: precatalytic spliceosome. The record is from RefSeq and is a predicted model, not a curated record. Gene Ontology annotation, molecular function: zinc ion binding; single-stranded RNA binding; double-stranded RNA binding.
AAAAUCCAGCCGUUCUGGCGUUACCUUUGGCUUUUGCAAGAGGGGAACUAUCUUGCUAUGUGCCAUACCUUGACUCUUUGAUUACUGGCAGCGCUGUAGACUAGAGAAGCCAAGAUGGCAUCAAGCAAUUAUUUCGGCUUCACCCAUGCCACCGGUGCCCAGUACAGUACCCAGCCUACCCCAGCCUACUCUCAUCCCUCAACAGCUACUUACAGUGUCCAGCAGGCUCCCACAGUGCCUCAUGCCGUGACCGCCUCAUACUCUCCAGCCACAGUGCAGGCGGCCCAGCCUGUAGUCAGUUCUCCUUACGCCUAUCAGAGCCACCAGCCCCCUCAGGAUUAUAACUACAGGCAACCAGACCCCCCGGCACCACCUCUGCCCACCACCACACAGCAGACGUAUCAGGUGUACUCUGACACGCAGGAUAACUACAACUAUGCCCGACCUGCUGUUGUGACCACAUAUGACAAUAAACAGUACUACCAGACGAGUAUUGCUUCUGCCCAGAGGAGUACUGCUGACAAUUACUACCAAACUGUCGGCGUGAAAAGUGCUUACACUCCAGCCCCCACCACCGCAUACAGCCACCCAUCUCCUCUCCAGAGGCAGGUUACAACGAUGAAACCACUGACGCCUAGCAGCUUGGUGUCCACCAGCUAUAAUAUCUACUCACCGUCCAGCAGUGCGCAGCAACCGCAAACUUCCAUUUCAUCCUAUAAGCCUGGCUCCACCUUCAGCUCGACCGCUUCAGCCACCUCAUACUCUGGCCAUAGCUACUCUACGUAUGGGUCAACUGGCUACACCUCUACAUCUGCCACCUAUUACCGCUCAGCCCAGCAGUCUUCGGCCCAGCCUCCACACCAACGAAAGCAACAGCCGCCACCCCAACAGCCUCAACAACAACCACGCUCCAAGCAACUGACGAGCGCUUCUUGGAGCAAUCCCGGUAGCAACAUGGUGACGACUUCAAUGGGAAGCACCUACAAAAGGCCUGCAUUUCACCAGAACAAGCUGCCGAAGCCUAAAGGACCCGCCAAGCCACCCCAGCUUCAUUACUGUGACAUUUGUAAGAUAAGCUGUGCAGGCCCUCAGACUUAUUGGGAGCACCUUGAGGGCCAGAAACAUAAGAAAAAAGAAGCUGCUCUGAAGACUGGCAGUCAGACGGGGGCUUGCAAUGGAACCAAAGGGGUUCAAACUCACUUACGAUGCGAGUUGUGUGAUGUGUCCUGCACUGGAAUUGAUGCCUACACUGCGCACAUCCGGGGCGCCAAACACCAGAAGGUGUUGAAACUGCACACCAAACUGGGCAAGCCUAUUCCCUCCACUGAGCCUGUUUUGGUGAAGACAUCAACAACUACCAAGCUAUCGGGCUCCUCCACCGACGUGGCCUCGGAAGCAAACACUGCUGCGUCUACUGCCGCACCCAAACCUUCUUUAAACACUGCAGCAAAAACAAUUACAAAUGUGAAGAAACUCGUUCCGUCCAAGUUAACUUUGACUGCGUGUAAACCAGCCAGUGCUCAAGCAGCUUUGACAGCCGCACCACCUCUGGCGGCAGCGGGGAAUGUAGAGCCAACUGUGCCAGAAGAUUAUAUCAAGGUCCAGGGGGACAUCCAGCCAGUUGGGAAUGACUAUGUUGAGGAGGUGCAUAACAGCGACGGCAAAGUGAUUUGGUUCCAUUGUAAACUAUGUGAGUGUAGUUUCAAUGAUCCAAAUGCUAAAGACAUGCACCUGAAGGGAAGACGGCACAGACUUCAAUACAAGAGGAAAGUGAACCCAGAGCUCCCAGUGGAAAUUAAAGCCAAUAACCGAAACAGAAAGCUUCAGGAGAUUAAUCUGAAGAAGCAGAAGGCGUUGCUGAAAAGACAGCAAGAAGACCAGCAGCGCUGGCACAUGGAAAUGAGGCGAUACGAGGAGGACAUGUACUGGAGAAGAAUGGAGGAGGAGCAUAUGUACUGGGGGGAGCAGAGACGCAGUAUGGCUCCCCCACCUCUCAUGAGCCACCCUGGUAUGCCUGUGCCCCCUCUGCUGCCUUGUAUGAGGCGACCAGGUUCACCCGAUGACCGCCUUGUGAUGGCCAAACAUGCCACUAUUUACCCGGGGGAGGAGUUGUUGCAGGCUGUCCAGAGGAUUGUCUCCCACUCUGAACGAGCCCUGAAGAUGGUGUCAGACAAUCUGUUUGAGGAGAACACCUCUACUGCUGCUACUGAGAAUGAAGACGUGAAAAGCACUGGGACCUCCACACAUCUGUUAAAAGGUGUCAUGCGUGCGGGCAUCUUGGCCAAAGGCCUGCUACUUCGGGGCGACACGAAUGUUCAUCUCAUCCUUCUCACCAUCAAGAAACCCACCGUCUCCUUACUUAUGAGCAUUGCUAAGCAGCUGCCCAAAGAAAUGGCGACAUUUUCUGAAGAUCAGUAUGAGGUGCAGGCUCACCCAGAGGAGGCCAACAUCGUCAUUAUAUCGAGCAAGGAGCCCAUAAUGCGAGUGACCAUUUCUCUCACAUCGCCACUCAUGAGGGACGACCCUGCUGCUGAGAAGGACAAGCAGGCAGGAGGAAAAGCGGCUGAGAAAGAUGUGGCAGACAAUGAUCCGACCGAUCUUCUGAAUAGGCAAAAAUGUUUGGAACACUUGGCCACACUGCGUCAUGCCAAAUGGUUUCAGGCUCGUGCCAAUGGGCUGCAGUCUUGUGUGAUCAUCAUUCGAGUCUUGCGUGAUUUAAGUCAGCGAGUACCCGUCUGGGCGAAAGUUCCGAGCUGGGCGAUGGAGUUGCUGGUGGAGAAGGUUAUCGGCAGUGCCACGGGCCCGCUUAGCCCAGGAGAAGCUUUGCGCAGGGUGCUCGAGUGUAUGGCCACAGGGAUACUGCUAUCAGAUGGCUCUGGAUUGUUGGACCCCUGCGAGAGAGAGCCGACAGACGUUUUGGAAAGCAUGAAAGUUCAAGACAGGGAGGACGUAACCGCAAGCGCGCAGCAUGCACUACGGCUACUUGCCUUCCGUCAGAUCCAUGAGGUACUUGGCAUGGACUCUGGGCCUGUGACCAAGGCCGGCGUUCGCAUCCGCAAACGCCGACGGGACGCUAGCGAUAUAAGCGAUGGGGAAGUGGAAGGCAAGAAGGACAAAAAGGAAGAGGAGGUCAUGAGUGCUUGACAUUCUGAAAGGCAGCUUUCUAAUUUAGUAUCUGAUACAUUAAAAAUAAAAGAAUUGAGCUGAGGGAUGAAGGAUCAUUUCCUGAAAAAUCAAUAUUCAUUGAGUAAGAACUGCAACUCCUUUCCCCUAUAUGAUUAUUACUUAUAUCUGUAUAGAAAUUUUAGAAUGUGCAAAAACGAGUGGCUGAUUGCAUCAUUCCAUUCCAUUUCAUUUUUAUUACAUCUCUAAUUAGUCAGAAUAGAUAACUCGCACCUCUCCGCUUCCUUUUUUUCCUUUAUUUUAUUUAACCAUUAAACUCAGUCGACAAAGGUUGAUAGUUUUAAGGGGGCACCAUCAUGGCUGUGAAGAGUAUGCGGUAUAAACUGUUUGAAUUCAAAAAGAUCAAAUGUUUCCUGAAAUCUGUCAAACUAUAGAAAGUCAUAUGAGGUGCCUUAAGCCAAAAUCAAAUUUAAUGAAUUAAUGGACGUCCAGCUGAGGAGCAAAAAUGUCUUUGAGAUGUCUGUUUCAUAUAGUGGUCAACAAAUGAAAAAGAACGCACCUAUCCAGUAAUUACUGUGUACCGUCUGUAAACUUUUCAGAAGAGAUGUAUGACUAAUUCCUGAGCAAUGAUCUUGUGGUUAGGAACUUUUGUGCCUGCUUAUCGGUGCAGGCUGCAGUACACUGAAGACGGAGGAGGAAAGAUGACGUCUCACGUCACUGCAACGUGAGCUAACGAAGGGACGAUUGCACAAAAAUUUUCUUUAAAGGUCCUGUAUGAAUGAUUUCGUAGCAAUUGUCACGAGCAACUAUUUUAGUUGUCUGUCUCUCUUAUGUUUGAAUGGAAAAUAUUCCCGUCUUCGUUUUUUUCUUUCUUUUGAACAGGUUUUUAA